This is a messenger RNA of Caretta caretta (loggerhead turtle), 1149 nucleotides long. RefSeq names its product platelet activating factor acetylhydrolase 1b catalytic subunit 3 (gene PAFAH1B3). NCBI's taxonomy places the organism in Eukaryota, Metazoa, Chordata, Testudines, Cheloniidae. Gene Ontology annotation, cellular component: cytoplasm. Gene Ontology annotation, molecular function: platelet-activating factor acetyltransferase activity. The record is from RefSeq and is a predicted model, not a curated record.
CCCUCCCCUGUCACAUGGUUCCGCCCAGGCCGCCCGCUGCUCCCCAACGCAGAGCGAACGUGCGGGCGGCGGCGGCGGCUCCGGAACCAUUCGCUCCCCUCCCCCGCCAGCCUCUUAGGAGCUUCCAGGACCAUGAGUGACGGGGACAAGAACCCGGCCAGCACCCCGACGCCGCUGGCCGACGUGCAGGGGGACGGGCGCUGGCUGGCGCUGCACCAUCGCUUCAUCGCAGACAGCAAGGACAAGGAGCCCGAGGUCGUGUUCAUCGGGGACGCCCUGGUGCAGCUGCUCCAGCAGUUUGAGAUCUGGCGUGAGCUCUUCUCCCCGCUGCACGCGCUCAACUUCGGCAUUGGGGGCGACGGGACGCAGCACGUGCUGUGGCGGCUGCAGGAGGGCGAGCUGCAGCACAUCCGGCCCAAGAUCGUGGUCGUCUGGGUGGGCACCAAUAACCACGGGCACACGGCCGAGCAGGUGGUGGGCGGCAUUGAGGCCAUUGUCCGCCUCCUGCAGCAGCAGCAGCCCCAGGCGCGCGUGGUGGUGCUGGGCCUGCUGCCCCGGGGCCAGGGCCCCAACCCGCUGCGGGAGAGGAACCGGCGGGUGAACGAGCUGCUGGAGGCCCGGCUGCCGCGGCUGCCCAACACCUGCUUCCUGGAUGCCGACCCCGGCUUCGUGCACUCGGACGGCGCCAUCAGCCACCACGACAUGUACGAUUACCUGCACCUGAGCCGGCACGGCUACGCCCGCCUGUGCCCGCGGCUGCACGCGCUGCUGCUGCGCCUGCUGGGAGAGUGCCACCGGGCCGGGCCCUGAGCCGCCGCCGCCACGGGGGGGGCCAGCGGGCCGGGCCCUGAGCCGCCGCCACCACGGCAGGGGCCAGCGGGCCGGGCCCUGAGCCGCCGCCGCCACGGGGGCGUAACUGGGCCAAGCCCUGAGCCACCACCACGCCAGGCCCUGAGUUGUUGCUGCCACUGGGGGGGGGUGGCACUGCAUCACCGUGCAGGGCCGUGAGCCACCACUGUCCCUCCCCCCACAGCCCACCGCGCUCAGCCAUGGCCCCCCCAUCACUGCACCACCACAACCAUCCCACUCGGGCACGCGACUGCCCAGGAACCCUUGCACCGCACGGGCAUUAAACGCAGAUUUGCUGUC